CGGCCGCCAUCACGGCGGCGGCAUGGCCGCGCGGCGGCUUUGCCGCCGGCAGCGAUGCCCUCGCGGAAGCCGCGUGGCGCCUGCCCGCUCUGCGCGGAGGCGUACGACAGGACCGACCUCUCCUUCGACCCCUGCGUCUGCAGCUACAGGGUGUGCCUCCUGUGCGUGCACCGCCUCCGCGAGGAAGGCCAAGGCUGCCCUGGCUGCCGGAGGCCCUACGACCAGGAGCUCCAGCAGCGGCAGGCCGCCGGGAACCCGUGCGCCGCGGGCGGCCGCGGCGUCGCCGGCUCGGUCACGAAGGUCACCGCUGGCGCCGGCGCCACCCGGCCUCCGGCGCCACCAUGCCCAGAGACCACCGCGGGGCCACCGCGGGGCAGCCACGGGACGGCCACGCGGCAGCCGCGCGACCGGGGCCCGGGCUCCCCGGACGUGGCCCGCGCAUGGCCCCCUGCGAGCGCCCCCUCGACGCAGGCGUUGCAGUCUGCGGGUGGUCAAGGUGAGCUCGAGACGAGUGCUUUCAAAGUCGGAGUGCGGUAG
Molecule: messenger RNA, 537 nt
Organism: Prorocentrum cordatum
Lineage: Eukaryota; Dinophyceae; Prorocentrales; Prorocentraceae
Source: the annotation of a GenBank genome assembly